Molecule: messenger RNA, 2639 nt
Organism: Schistosoma turkestanicum
Lineage: Eukaryota; Metazoa; Platyhelminthes; Trematoda; Strigeidida; Schistosomatidae
Source: the annotation of a GenBank genome assembly
CCAGUUUAUCUACUAAAAGAGUAGUAAUGUCAUACUAUAUAUUUACUUUAUUGUUCAAACUUCUUGUUAAUGGCACGUACGUUAAAAGCUAAUUUACUUUCAAAAUCAUUAUCAUCGUUCACGUGUAACCUCUUCGUAGAAGAAAAAAAUUACCGAAAUACUCACUGAGCUUUUCUAGAAAAUUCAAGGUUCAGUUUUAGGAUGAAUGUUUGAUGAAAAUAUAUAGCUGAAUUACUUACUAAUUGACCAAUAGAGGACCACAAUUUAAUCGCUAACCAUUUGUCCCUACCCAUCUGUGCGGGAAUUAUUCAUCGCUGUUAUGAAAUAUAAUGCUUAUCAUAAAAUAUUACAAAACGUUUUUGAUGCAAUUUGGUAAAUAAUGUCUCAAAUGAAGUAGUUCCAUUUCUGUAGUUAUGUUUAGUUCAAGGUGACUUAAGCUCUUAUUUUAUUAGGAUGAAUAGUUUCAUUUAUCAUCGAAUAAGCAGUCUAAGAUUUGUGAGAACAAGGACUGAAGAUAAAAUGAGUAGAUACGUCCAGCUGAAGAGUGCCAAAUUAAGCAAAACGCACAUCUUGGAUUCCAGCUCAGCUGAUAGUGCCUGUGAUUUAAUGGCAAUAUCCACACAUACACCAAAAUACUGAUCAAUGAGAAGAUCCAAACUACAGUUGAAAAUGAUAAUUUCCUCUCCGUUUUCCAAUUACAAAAAAUCGUUUAAAAUCUAACUGAUUUUCACUAUCGAUUUUCUCUGCACAGUUGGUGGAUAUAUAUUGAUUAUAAACACAUUGCAGGUUUUGGUAUGUCUACUUUUUCAAUUCACAUAAUUACAACAUUACAGACAACAUGCCAAGGUCAUUUGGUAAAGAAUUAUUAACCAAUCAGAUCCAUUUUAAGGACUUCGUUACUUCUAUCGACCAAUAAGAACUAUUUUUGCCAAUCUGAAAAUGGAUAUUCCAGUGUAACCAUUUUGUUGACCUAAUUUUAGCGAACAGUACUGUUAUCUCUCUAUUUUCAUUAUAAUAGCUCCUAAUGUCUCAUCAUUCGUUCGGUUCUGGAAAUAGCCUCUAUAGGCUGGAUAGUGUUUUCAAUGAGCGGGCGGGACCAAGGAUGACAGGAACACAGAGUGAACGUCGGUAUCGUCACCCCGUUGUACCAAUUUCAUCAACAGAUGCUCCACACUAUGCGCAAGCAUCACAACUAUAUCCAAUGCGAAGUUCCUCGGAGCGCGAUAAUGUUUAUUGGUACAAACCUGGGUCUCUUGGACGAUCAUCCCAGGGGAGUAGCUCAAGCACUAUUGGUCAGUCGAUUGUAAUACCAGUUGUUCAUUUAGGUGCUUCUAGAGGAUCCCUUUCAUCAAGUUCAUACGAUAUGAUUUCUCAUUCUUCUGAAAAUUUAGAUCAUACACCAAAUGCUCCACAAACUGAUAAUGGCGAGUGUACUAAAUCCCCUACAUUUAGAACUUCAUCAGUUCUCACUACUGGCAAUCGGACAGUAACUCGACCUGCUCCACCACCUUCAGAUCCAGAAGCCGAAGUCGAUGCUCUAACAAAUCUCCUAAUGCAAAGCAUGGAAACUCGAUCAUCCAUGUCUUCAGUUGGCGCUAGCGGGACAUUAACUCCUGCACCAGACGGAGUCAAUUCUUCUCCAGCUGGGAGCCUAAGACGCGGGAGCGGUCUCAACUCUCAAUUCGGACGUUUACAACAGCAUUCAGGUCUGAGUUCUAAUGCUGGGGGUAAUGUGAACGGUGGUCGGGGUAGUCCGCUGGCAACAGCGGUCACUUCUGCUUCAACUACUGGCAGCUCAUCAACAAACUCUCCCACUGAGUCAGCUUCUAGCAUGUGUAACUGUAGUGAAACCACAAGUGCAACUCCGGGUCAAAACAUAUGCUUCCGAUGUCGUCGCUCACUUAUUCCUCCAGAAGGAAGUGGCAGCUUAACUUCAACAAACAAUGUUGUGACAUUAACAGGUGCUUUAGGUGUAAGACUUCAUGUAGCUUGCUUCUCAUGCUAUCGUUGCGCUGCCCCGCUGAAGUCAGAUGCCUACUAUCACAAUCUAAGACGUUUGUUAUGCCCAGCCUGUGUACGAGAUGGAGCUGUUGAAGCAUGUUCAAACUGUCAUAGACCCAUAGGCGACAGAGUAGUUCACGCUCUUGGGAUGCCAUAUCAUCCCAACUGCUUUGUUUGUGUAGUAUGCGCGGGUAGGCUAGAUUCUCGACCUUUCACUAUUGAUGUUCACGGCCGACUUCAUUGUUUGACUGAUUUUCACAAACGAUACGCGCCAAGAUGUGCGUCAUGUGGAAGGCCGAUUGUACCAGAUGCCGGAUGUCAAGAAGCACGUCGAGUUGUCUCGGGAAAUUCAAACUAUCAUCUUGAGUGUUUCGGGGUCCAAACAUUACCACAGAACUCAAAUCUAAAACCGUCUGCAUUUAAGAUUAGCGGUACUAUCGCUAGUUAAACUUACUACUGUCUGAAGACAGAAUACACAAACGGAAAACUGCUGGUGAUCUGAAUUUAUCACAUUUACUUCAUGAAGAUCGAAAUUUCGCUAUUUAACUGGACGCAAUAUGAAACAACCUUUUCACUUUACAACAGAAGCUUUACCAUCAUGUACCACGCAACAAAAUUAAAUAAAACGUUUUCAUAUU